Messenger RNA from Antechinus flavipes (yellow-footed antechinus), 3052 nucleotides. RefSeq names its product LDL receptor related protein 3 (gene LRP3). The record is from RefSeq and is a predicted model, not a curated record. Gene Ontology annotation, molecular function: protein binding. The transcript has 7 exons. The coding region runs from base 93 to 2831 and encodes 912 amino acids. Gene Ontology annotation, cellular component: plasma membrane. NCBI's taxonomy places the organism in Eukaryota, Metazoa, Chordata, Mammalia, Dasyuromorphia, Dasyuridae.
CUCGGUGCUGAUCUCCCUGCUGGUGCUGGGAAGCAGGUUCGGGGACUGGCAUCUGCGGGCGCGGAGCCGGAGCCCCGGCCUGCCGGGAAUGGAUGCGCUCGGCUUCCUCCGGCGCCACCGCCUCGCGCCGUGGCUCAGGGGGCCAGCAGGCAGCAGCAGGCAGAGGCUGGCCGAGCCCGGGGCGCAGGGUGCCUACGUUAGGGCAGCCGCUCCUCCAGCUCCUUCUCCUCCUUCUCCGUAGCAGCAGCGGCAGGAACAGCAGCAGCAGGAGUAGCAGCGUCGUCCUUGAAGCCGCCAGUUACAGCCUUCCCGGGCCCGGCGCGGCCGCCGCGGAUGUGGCCCCUCGGCGCCCCCGGGCCUCUGCACAAAGAAGCCUUCGCAGUUGCAGGAGACCGAACUGUCGGAGGCUCCCACGGCUGUCCAGCCCUCUUCCCGGCUGCAGCAUGGAGAAGCCACUCGGUGCCGGCUUGGAGGGGGGCCCCGGCGCCCGGGCGCAGCUCGCUGUGGUCUGCUUGGUGAAUCUCUUCUUAACUGGGAGGCUCAGCAGUGCAGUUCCUUCCUUAGCUGCCUGCAGUGGGAAGCUGGAACAGCACACAGAGCGGCGUGGAGUCAUCUACAGUCCAUCCUGGCCCCUCAACUAUCCCCCAGGAACCAACUGCAGCUGGUACAUUCAAGGGGACCAUGGGGACAUGAUCACUAUCAGUUUCAGAAACUUUGAUGUGGAAGAAUCCCACCAGUGCACCACAGACUGGCUCAUGCUGGGUCCAUCAUCUCGCCGGGAAGACUACCGGAUUUGUGGUUCGGCCAUCCCCCCUGCCUUCAUCUCAGCCCGAGACCAUGUUUGGAUCUUUUUCCACUCGGAUGCGUCCAGCUCAGGCCAGGCCCAGGGCUUCCGUCUGUCCUACAUCAGAGGAAAGCUGGGCCAGGCAGCUUGCCAGCCCGAUGAAUUUCUCUGUGGCAAUGGCAAAUGCCUCCCGGGCCCCUGGCACUGCAACGCCAUGGACGAGUGUGGGGACGGGUCAGACGAGAAGAACUGCUCCAGCCUGCCCACGGAGAUCCCCCCCAGCCUGUGCCCUCCUGGCACAUUCCCCUGCAGCGGCGCCCGCUCCACGCGGUGCCUGCCCACCGAGCGGCGCUGUGACGGGACUCAGGACUGCGGCGACAAUUCAGACGAAGCCUACUGCCCCGACCUCUCGUGCGGCAGGCGACUGGGAAACUUCUACGGGUCGUUCGCCUCUCCCGACCUCUUUGGGGCCGACCGCGGCUCCGAUGACCUGCAGUGCACGUGGCUGGUGGACACCCAGGAUGCCCGGCGCGUGCUCUUGCAGCUGGAGCUGCAGCUGGGCUACGACGACUACGUGCAGGUCUACGACGGCCUGGGGGAGCGCGCGGACCGCCUGCUGCAGACCCUCUCCUACCGCAGCAACCACCGCCUGGUCAGCGUGGAGGCCUCGGAGGGCCAGCUGACGGUGACUUACCACGCCCGGGCCCACAGCGUCGGCCACGGCUUCAACGCCACCUACCAGGUCAAGGGCUACUGCCUGCCCUGGGAGCAGCCGUGCGGCAGCGACGAGGGCUGCUUCUCCGAGAUGCAGCGCUGCGACGGCUGGUGGCACUGUCCGGGCGGCAAGGAUGAGGAGGGCUGCCCGGCCUGCCAGCAGGACGAGUACCCCUGCGAGGGCGGCAGCGGGCUGUGCUACGCGCCCCCCGACCGCUGCAACAACCAGAAGAACUGCCCCGACGGCUCUGACGAGAAGAACUGCUUCUCCUGCCAGCCGGGGACCUUCCACUGUGGCACCAACCUGUGUGUCUUUGAGACGUGGCGCUGCGACGGCCAGGAGGACUGCCAGGAUGGCAGCGACGAGCGGGACUGCUUGGCGGCCGUGCCCCGCAAGGUCAUCACUGCCGCCCUCAUCGGCAGCCUGGUCUGCGGGCUGCUCCUCGUCAUCGCUCUCGGCUGCGCCUUCAAGCUCUACUCCCUCCGCACGCAGGAGUACAGGGCAUUUGAGACCCAAAUGACUCGACUAGAAGCUGAAUUUGUUCGGCGAGAAGCCCCUCCAUCCUAUGGCCAACUCAUUGCCCAGGGCCUCAUCCCCCCUGUGGAGGACUUCCCUGUCUACAAUGCAUCCCAGGCAUCAGUGCUGCAGAACAUCAGGACGGCCAUGAGACGCCAGAUGCGGCGCCAUACUUCUCGCAGGAGCGCCUCCCGCCGCCGCCUGGGCCGCAUCUGGAACAGACUGUUCCACCGCCCCCGGGCGCGAGGGCAGAUCCCCCUGCUGACUCCGUCACGUGCCUCACAGACUGUGCUGGGGGAUGGGAUCAUUCGCCGGGCCGGGGGGGCCUCCUCCAGCCCCCCUGCCUCCUCCACAGGGCCUCCCCCCGUGCCCUCCGAGACUGUGGGUCAGGUUGUGGGGGAGGGGCCGCCAGAUGCUUCCAGCUGUGCCCUGGUAACUGAAACAGAACCUGCGGGGCCCCCCGCCCCAGGCACCGCAGCCCCCCCCUGUGCAGCACACGGCCUAGAGCCCCGGCACUUGAACAAGGAGCUCAGGGCCACUGGCCAGGCGGAGCCGAGGAAGGCCUUCAGAGACCCCUUGUCAGAAAGCGUGGCCGAGAGGCUCCAGCCCCAGGGGGACCCCCUGGGCAGCAGCCCUCCCCCGCGGGGCGAGGGCCCGGCCCGGCUGUCCCUCAGGAAGUGGGAGCCGGUGUCUGCGGGCAGCUCCCUGUGUCCGGCCCAGACGUGCCAGGAGGAGCCCCUGGGGAUCCACGGGCCGGCUUCACCCCACUCCCUGCUCUCUGAUGCCAGUGAUGACGAGUCCCUCCUGGUGUGCUGACGGGCCCCGGAGGGCAGGAAGCGUCUCGUCCGACACGUUGGGCCUCCUUCAGUGACCAUGCCCAGGGAGAGGCGACAGGACUGACACGGGUGGAUGGGGCCCCUGGUGGGCAUGUCAGCUGACACCACCCGGCCUGGGAGAACACUCCUGCCCUUCACCGCUCUCCCAGUCCUCCUUGUCCAUGUUUUACAAUCAGGGAAUACAAGAUGAUUUUUACCCUU